AUCUCGGACUUUCCUACUCGGUUCUGGGACUGAGAGCUCUCAUCCGCGGCAGGGAUUAACUACACCCCGGCAAUUUACAGCCCAGCGGCUCUCACAGUGCCGUGGCUCGUCGGUUCCCAUCGUUCGUCUUCGUUUUCUGGCCACUGUGCCUUUAACCAGGAAGCCGGCCUUCCUUGUAGACCCAGCCCGUCGUCGGGCGGGGCCGUACCGGCCGCCUCUGUCAGUCCCUGUCGCUCCUUUUCCUAUUGCUGCCGCCUGACUUGGACUGGCAAGCGACGAGCUCGGGAACCGCGCCGGGAAGAAGGGAGCCGCCCUGCCAACCCAGCCACGGCAGUGUUGUGCCAUGAGCUGCCAUGAGCUGCCGCAGAUGAGACCCUGUUUCAUCUCUGGGACCUGCAAUGACAAGUCUGAACAGUAGCCAUGCAGAGAAAACUGUUGAAAUGUCUUCAAAGCAGCCAGCACCAAAAGUGCAGGUUCAGCGAUCUGUUUCCCGAGAAACCAUCACCAUUCAUUUCUCGGCGUUUGGGAAGGAGGAAGAGGAGGAGGAGGAGGAAGAAGAGUUCAUGGAAUCUCCCCCUGAGGCACUUGAUGACCAAAGCAUUGUAACUGCACUUGAAGCUAAGGAAGACCUAUGCUUUGAUCAUGGUGACCAUGACGCUUCUGUUUCCGCUACCUCGCUUAAUAUGGCUGCAUCUCCAUUCGUCUCGUCUCCCACAAUCAUGCCAACUGUAAAGCCAUUAGAGUCCCAAGUAUUCAGUGCGGUGCCAUUAGCUCCACCCUCCUCACAUUUGUGUCAUGCCACCACCCUGUCGGGUGUGGCGUUGCCUUCAGAACUGAAAACCAGCCUGUCAUCUUCUCCAUUGCCCUCCCCUUCCAAGUCACUUGUUUUGUCUAGCACACCAACCACUGUUACUAGUUCAAAGCCUUUCAUGAGUUUGGUUAAGUCCCUUUCGACAGACAUCGAACCAAAAGAGCCCACUCCGCCCAUGAGACAUAGACAGUUAAUGAAAACCCUGGUGAAGUCUCUGUCCACAGAUACUUCUAAACAGGAGCCUGAAGCGGUGUCCUACAAGCCGCCAGACUCUAAACUGAAUUUACACUUGUUCAAACAGUUCACCCAGCCUCGGAGUACAGGUGGCGACUCCAAAACAGCUCCCUCAUCUCCCUUAACAUCUCCUUCAGAUGCUCGUUCUUUUUUUAAAGUACCUGAAAUGGAGGCCAAAAUCGAGGACACAAAGAGACGCUUUUCCGAAGUGAUUUAUGAGCCUUUUCAGCUCCUCAGCAAAAUAAUGGGUGAUGAGAGCAGCAGCCACAGGCCCAAAGCCUUAUCUUCAAGUGCUUCAGAACUGUCCAAUCUCUCCAGCUUGAAUGGCCAUUUGGAAAGCAAUAACAACUAUAGCAUUAAGGAGGAAGAGUGUGAUUCUGAAGGGGACUUCUAUGGAAGUGACUCCAAUAUAAGUAAGGGUGCUAAACAGCCCCAAACAACUGAGGAGCAUGCAAAAAAGGCCGAAACUAGAAGUUCCCCAUUAUUAAGCACAAAAGACUCCAAUUCAAAGACUUCACUGGUACUUGAAAGAUGUUCUCUAUCUGCCUUGGCGAGCAAAGAAGACGAGGAGUUCUGUGAACUGUAUUCUGAAGACUUCUGUUUGAUAGAGGAUGACAGUAAGCCUGACAAACAGUUAGAAAGUUAUCUGAAAAUGGAGAAGAUGCCUGAGGAAAGUUCUACUACACCUUUCAGCAGUGAAGGUAACAUCGAACUACAUGUGCAAGAGCCUAAACUUCCAAUGAAGACAUUGUACUUUCUCACAAUGUUGAUCUAUGUGUACCUUAUACUCCCUCUUCCCAGUUACUUUAGUGGACUCUUUUUUGGAGUUGCCAUUGGAUUUAUGAUUGCUGUCUGUGUAAUUUGGCUUUUUACACCAAGUUCUAGGUGUUACAGGCUACAUAGAAAUUGGAACAAGCAACUUAAUACACUCCCUCUGGACAUCCAGGAACCUGAGAUAUUGAAGGGCUGGAUGAAUGAGAUCCAUAGCUAUGAUCCAGAAACAUACCAUGCUACAUUGACUCACUCUGUCUUUGUGCGACUUGAAGGAAGCACCUUGAGACUUUCAAAACCCAACAAAAAUAUUUCCAGAAGGGCUGUUUACAAUGAAGCUAAGCCUGAAGUCACCUACAUUAGCCAGAAAAUUUAUGAUCUUACAGAGAGCAAGAUUCAUCUGGUCCCCAAAAGUUUGGCUCGAAAAAGAAUCUGGAAUAAAAAGUAUCCUAUUUGCGUUGAGCUUGGGAGACAAGACGACUUUAUGGCUAAAGCCCAGACUGACAAAGAGACCUCUGAAGAGAAGCCACCUACAGAAAAAGUGGAUACAAAUAGUGAAGAAUUGAAGAAACAACCUCAGGAUGGCACAAAGUCCAUUACUCAGAAGGACCAAGUGCUUUAUCUCUUUGGAAGGACUGGUAGAGAGAAGGAGGAAUGGUUUAGGAGAUUCCUUCUGGCUUCCAAAUUAAAAUCGGAAGGAAAAAAGCCAACUGCUUUGUGUGGAAACAAACCUGGAUUCUUGCCAGCACAUAGUAGAUCUGACAGCCAGUCUGGAGUUCUUACACAUAGCCGUAGCAGCAGCAAAGGAAGCAUAGAAGAAAUCCUCUCUCAGCCAAAGCAGAAGGAACUGGCAGCAGGCGUGAGACAAAAAAUGCUUUUGGAUUAUAACGUGUAUAUGGCCAAGUAUAUUCCACAAGAACACACAAGCCCUAUUGCUAGUCCAGUUCACAGUGCCAACAGCAGCCCUACAGCUGUGAAGAAGUUGCCAGAUGGUGAAGAAGAGGAGCAGGAAGCAUGGGUAAAUGCUUUGCUUGGAAGAAUAUUUUGGGAUUUCUUGGGUGAAAAGUACUGGUCUGACAUGGUAUCCAAGAAGAUACAAAUGAAGCUCAGCAAAAUAAAGUUGCCAUAUUUCAUGAAUGAGCUGACUCUGACUGAACUGGACAUGGGAAUAGCAGUGCCGAAAAUCCUUCAAGCCUACAAACCUGCCAUUGAUUAUAAAGGGCUUUGGAUUGACUUGGAAAUUUCGUACAGUGGAUCUUUUCUAAUGACCCUGGAGACCAAAAUGAAUCUGACCAAACUUGGGAAAGAACCUCUGGGUGAAGCACUGAAAGUUGGAGACAUUGGCAAAGAAGGGUUCAGACCAAGGACAUAUUGCCUGGCAGACAGUGAUGAAGAAUCUUCUAGUGCCGGCUCCUCAGAGGAAGAUGAUGCUCCUGAAGCAACAGGAAGUGAGAAGCCUCAAGUGGCAGGAGGAGAAGGGUAUGUGGGAGGGCACCGAACAAGUAAAAUAAUGAGAUUUGUGGAUAAAAUUACCAAGUCAAAAUAUUUCCAGAAAGCAACAGAGACAGAGUUCAUCAAAAAAAAGAUUGAAGAGGUCUCCAAUACUCCAUUAUUGCUAACCGUUGAGGUACAAGAAUGUAAAGGAACAUUAGCAGUCAACAUUCCGCCACCACCUACUGAUAGAAUAUGGUACGGCUUCCGAAGACCACCCUACCUGGAGCUAAAAGCUCGGCCAAAGCUUGGUGAGAGAGAAGUGACUUUAGUCCAUGUGACUGAGUGGAUAGAGAAAAAAUUGGAACAAGAAUUCCAGAAAAUUUUUGUCAUGCCAAACAUGGAUGAUGUUUAUAUCUCUCUGAUGCACUCAGCCAUGGAUCCCCGCUCAUCUGUGUAUUCUCUGAAAGAAUCUCUCACAGAAGCUUCUGAUCAGUCAUGAAAUGUGAAGACUACAGUUUACAGUAUUAACAGAUUUUGUUUAUAUGUAUGUUUUUUUUAAAUGAUCUAUCCAGUAGAUUUUGUCCUUGUGCCACAUUUUAUUUUGCUUUAUAUCCGUUGUUGCUCCAGUUGUCCAAGUAUUGCUCCUAUCUACUUAUUUGAGCAUAAAUUCCAAUUCUAAACUGGUCCGUAUCUUUGCAGUAGCUGCUGUUGGGCUUUCAGCAUAGCAGUUAAUGUGCACUAUUCUGAAGUAAAGAAUUAGGAAAAUUCCCAAUUGCAACUGAACCAGGAGCUGACACAAAUGGAGUUGUUUGUGAGGGUGCAAUAUUAGCGCAAUGCACAUUGGAUGGCUUGUCUCAUGCAGCCACAUGAACCUGUCCUCUAUAAGGAACAAAUUUGCGUAACUGGAAUAUUUUUCCCCCACGCUUUUCUCUCAGGCAGUUGGAGGUGUAAAAUGAACAAGGUAUGUUCUUUCACUUCUGCAGUCCAAUAGCUUGUGUCAAGCAAUUUUGAACUGUUUUCUGGAGAUAGGAAUGUAAAUUGGAUGUAUAGGUGAUAUUAUGAAACACUUCAUGUGGAUUAUACAUAGUCACUUAUUUUUUCAUAUAAAAUUGUGCUUCUUUUGGAAACAAGUAGCCAUAUAACACAUGCAAACAUACAGAAGUGUAUAGUGAGGGAUCUAGCGGUCCUUUAGCGAUAGAAACAAAAUAAAAAUUAGGCAAAGCCAUGAGACCAAACCAUAGUAAGCCUUUUAUUUAGUGAGGUGCAAUCACCAUGGCUUGUGAUUUAAUAACAAAUGUUAGACAUGAACACACAUGGAAAUGUCUAAUGCUGUGUGAGUACGUCCAUUUGUCCACUGAAAAUGAUUGAAAGCCUGUAUGAAGUCAUUCAGCUUGAUUGACUAAACUUGUCUCACGUUUCUGUUGAGAUUUCCUCAUUGCACACACUGUUCAUGGAUAUAGAGUGGUGGAUCCACUUACUUUUUAAAAAACAAAAUCUUUUUAAAAGGUGCAAAUCCUGAUUGUAACUCAUGCAUCAUCAUUAGCUGUGUGCGUCUUUUUAGGCCAUCUUGGUGUGUGAAAAUGGAAGCUCAACAGAACUCCAAAGCAUUACUACUGAUAGUGGCCAACUCUCAAGACAAAUUGCCUUGCUGUUCCUUUUUAGACCAUUUGUUUUUAGACCAUACAAGCACAUUAAAUCAGUAACUAUUAACACUACAUUAAAUGAUCAACACCACUAAUGAGUGUUUCUUGAUACUCAAUAUUGCCAACUAUUUAUGUCAAGAGAAUGUUAAUUUAGUUUACAAAGCAGGAGAGUUAUUCAGCUCACCUUUUAAUAGAGUGCUAUGCUUUAAGUAGUUUUUAAACUUUUUGUAUCUUGUGUUCAGUUAUCGUGCGUAAAACUUUUCAAUAUUUGCCAUCUCUAAAUGAAGCUAAUCUGAGUGAAGUUUUUUGUUUAAAAAAAGCACCUUGCCUGAAACAUAUUUAAAGAAAAAUUAGCAUUUAAUAUAUUUAAGUUGUCUUAUUAUUUGGUCACCUUUAUUUUUGUUAAACUCCUGUGACCAUUCCCAUUUUGUGUACUGCUCCUUAUGGAAACAUUUUUCUCUUUAAGAAGUCUGCAUGUCUUGUUCACAGCUCUCUUCCCCAUGUGCAAUAACAAUCAAAGUCUAAAGACUAGAUGCACUAAUUAAUAUGUAAACAGAUACCCAGAUUUGACACACGUGACUUCAUUGCACUUCAUAAUUGGACUGUGUGGGUACAAUGGGUUUGCUUUGUUUUCUGAAAUAAAAUUAUCCCAUGUCAAAGAA
Molecule: messenger RNA, 5555 nt
Organism: Rhineura floridana
Lineage: Eukaryota; Metazoa; Chordata; Lepidosauria; Squamata; Rhineuridae
Gene: TEX2
Product: testis expressed 2
Exons: 12
Coding region: 399-3749 (1116 amino acids)
Cellular component (GO): endoplasmic reticulum
Molecular function (GO): lipid binding
Source: RefSeq, a predicted model, not a curated record